UUAAAGCGUAUCUGUAUUUUUGUGUAUACGCCUCUGUGCACACAAAACAGUCAAGGCGAUAUAUUGGCGAUCUGUUUUGGUUUUUGUCAGAUGCGUUUUGGCAAUUACUUGAAGAUGGAAGGCUUUAUGUGGAAACUCGCUAUCUUUGCCCUGUUAGUUAUUGGGUCCUCUGCUGAAGAUUGCAAGGAUGAUUAUCUAUCUUGCGUCGUAUCUAAGGCCAAGGGUAAUCUGUAUUGCGAACCUUCCUCGAUGAAAUAUUGUAAAAAGAGCUGCAACGAAUGCCAAGCCAGCGAGUAUACACCCUCUGUCUGUGAGGACCAAUUUGUUGAAUGCCCUCUAUAUAAGAGGUUGGGUGAAAUGGAUUGUAGCAGAUCUGCCGUAAAGGCUGCUUGCAGGAAAACAUGCAACGCUUGCGAUACUGAUGGUACUCCCAACAAGCGAGCUGGUCUACUGGGUCCGAUCGACCCAUACCGUCUAGUUUGCAGGGACGAAGCAGGUCGUUGGUGUAGUACAACUACAAAUCUGAGAUGUGAUAUUCCCUUUAUAAGCAAAAAGUGUCAGAAAAGUUGUGGAGUUUGUGAAGACACAGGGGAGACAGAGUGUGAGGACCAGAGUGAAUUAUGCCCUUUGACUGCAUUUGAUGAUAUGUGUGGUCCAGAAGAGAUAAGAAACAGAUGUCCAAAGAGUUGUGACGUUUGCGGCAGUGGAUUUGCAGAUAAGAUUAGAAAACUAUGUCGGGAUUACAGUCAUGAAUGCGGCCGCUCUAAUUUUUGUUUUUCAAGACGGCAUGCGAAAGAACUCUGCCCUAAGACGUGCGGAUUCUGCAAUUUUAUGUAUGACAUUUGAAAUCCUCAGCUGUCGUUGAUUGACCAUUGUGGAAAUAUGGACACCUAGUGACUAAAAUGCAAAAAACUUACUUUUAAAGCAGCACUGUGUAACUCUUUAGUUAAAUAAAAUCUGUAUCGAACUAAAGUUCAGUUAGAAGUAAAAUCAGA
Owenia fusiformis is the source of this 995-nucleotide messenger RNA. NCBI's taxonomy places the organism in Eukaryota, Metazoa, Annelida, Polychaeta, Sabellida, Oweniidae. The record is from the annotation of a GenBank genome assembly.